This is a messenger RNA of Guillardia theta CCMP2712, 1353 nucleotides long. RefSeq lists its product as hypothetical. Gene Ontology annotation, cellular component: cytosol. The record is from RefSeq and is a predicted model, not a curated record. Lineage: Eukaryota; Cryptophyceae; Pyrenomonadales; Geminigeraceae. Bases 1 to 1353 code for a protein of 450 amino acids. Gene Ontology annotation, biological process: 'de novo' cotranslational protein folding; regulation of translational fidelity. The transcript is spliced from 6 exons. Gene Ontology annotation, molecular function: ribosome binding; Hsp70 protein binding.
AUGGACGACAAGGAGGAUCUGUACAGGAUGUUGGGCUUGCAGGACCUUCGCUGGAGAGCUUCACAGCAGGACAUCAAGAAGGCUUACCGCCAAUGCGUGCUCAAGUAUCACCCCGACAAGCUGAACCAGCAGGAGGCGAGCAAGGAGAGCGGGGAUCAGAGCUUGGAGGAGGCGCUCUCCAACGCCAUGGCUGUCCUGUCUGAUCCGCAAAAGCGAAGGGCGUACGACUCCAAGGACAUGCAGGCCGACAUUGACGACAGCGUCCCUGCCGACAAGAAGCCCAAGGACGAUGAAGACUUCUUCAAGACGUGGGGCCCUGUGCUCGAUCGCAAUGCUCGCUGGUCGCUGAAGCCGCUGCCCUCCCUGGGAGACGCCAAGACCCCGAUAGAGACGGUGCUGGAGGUGUACGAGGCUUGGUUCAACUUCGAGUCCUGGCGGGACUUCACUAACGACAUCGAGGAGGCGUUCGACUUGGACGAGGCAUCUUGCCGAGAGGAGCGGAGGUGGAUGGAGAGGCAGAACAAGAAGCAGGCGGAGAAGCUGAAGAAGGACGAGACGCGACGGAUCAACAUGAUCAUCGAGACCUGUCACAAGUGGGACCCCAGGAUUCAGAAGUACAAGGAGGACCUCAAGAAUGCCAAGAAGGCGUCGAAGCAGGCCAAGUAUGCUGAUCAGAGGAAGGCUGAGGAGGAGGCAAAGAAGCGAGCGGAGGAGGAGGCAGCUGCCAAGAAGAAGGCGGAGGAGGAGGAGGCUGAGAGGAGGAAGAUAGAGAAAGAGGCCAAGGACGCGGCUAAGAAAUCCCUCAAAAGGGCUCGAAAGGCUUUGAGAGAUGCGGCUGAAACCGCCGGGCUGGAUGGGAUCGCGUCCGUGAAAGUUCAGGAAGCUUGCGAGGCCUCAGACAAGGAGGAGGCCGGGGACAGCCUCCUUGCUCAGCUGAAGCAGAAGAAGGAAGGGAGCAAGGAAAGGAAGUGGUCGAGGGAGGAGAUGGACUUGCUGCACAAGGCGCUCAUUCGCUAUCCUGCUGGCACGUCGGAGAGGUGGACCAAGAUCGCGCAGAGCAUCGGGACUAGAUCCGACGCGGAGUGUCAGCGAAAGUGCCAUGAGCUCAAGAACAACUUCUCGGCCAACGCUGCUGGAAUGAGCGUAGAUGCUGAUCCAGCGGCUGAGUCGGAUUGGAGCGUCGAGCAGCAGCGUGCUCUGGAAGCCGCCAUGGCAGAGUUCAAAUCUAGCACGCUGGAGGCGAAGGAGAAGUGGAAGGCGAUCGCAGAGAAAGUGCCGGGGAAGAGCGACAAAGACUGCAUCAGACGUGUGAAGGAGAUCAAAGCAAUGCUGGCGAACAAGGGCUCUGCCUAA